AUGUCGUCCUCCAAUGAGGUAUUGCGCGGCCUCCUGCAAGCCACGGCUCCCUCAACAUCAAGAAGUCGAUCCGAAGACGAUCACUCACCGAUCAAAGCCAACGAUGAACGAACGCCUUUACUCACCGCCGUUGCUUCUGCACCACUCGCUGAAGCAGGAGAGGCUGAAGUCUCCGCCAAUGCAGCUCACCAUGGAGCGGAGUCAGAUGAGGCCAAGAGCUUGGACAUGACGCAAAUUAUUCUGUUGUGCUACACCCGUGUGGUCGAACCAAUAGCAUUCUUCUCGAUCUUUCCAUAUAUCAAUUAUAUGAUCGAGAAGACGGGCGGUAUCCCCAAGGAUUCUGUUGGAUUCUAUUCAGGGUUAAUUGAGAGCUUGUUUUCCUUGACGCAGAUGUUCGUCAUGAUGUUUUGGGGAAUCGCUGCCGAUCGAUUUGGAAGAAAACCAGUCCUUGCCCUGUCUCUGUAUGGAGUUGCUUUCUGCACUGCACUCUUCGGUCUCAGUCAGUCGCUAUGGCAGAUGGUACUUUUCCGUUGCUUGGCUGGCAUGUUUGCCGGCACAGUAGUCACGGUCCGUGCAAUGCUCACAGAGAAUAGCACCAAGGCCACCCAAGCUCGUGUUUUCAGCUACUUUGCAUUUGCAGGUAACAUAGGCAUCUUUGUGGGGCCUCUGAUCGGUGGUGCUUUGGAACGGCCCGCUGUAAAAUUUCCAUCGGUAUUUGGACACGUGCAGUUCUUUAACGACUACCCAUAUGCGCUCCCCGGAUUCGUCUGCUCAUUUGUUGGACUAAGCGCUGCUGUGCUUGUGACGUUCAAUGUCAAAGAGACAUUGCAUAUUCAUCAAAGCAAAAAGACAUCAGCAGGGCCCGCUAUGACGACGUGGGAAUUGCUCCAGUACCCUGGCGUUGCUCGUGUCAUGCUUAUCUACAACUACUGCAUGCUUCUGGCUUUCGCUUUCACUGCUGCUUUCCCCGUCUUCAUGUACACUCCUGUUCACCUGGGCGGGCUGGAGCUGUCUCCCGAGUGGCAAUCUAUUUUUAUGGCACUGGGAGGGUUAUCGCAGGCGUUCUGGCUACUUCUCCUGUUCCCAUCACUCCACAAGCGCAUCGGAACUGGCGGUGUCCUCCGAUUCAGUGCCAUCAUCUGGCCCAUCUUCUUCACAACGGACCCGAUCUGCAACAUCUUCCUCCGUCACGGACUGAAGAUUCCCUUCUGGGUUCUUUUUCCAUUCAAUAACAUCUUCGGUAGUUCUGUCGCGAUGGCCUUCACUGGGGUACAACUUGCGCUCAACGACAUCUCUCCUUCGCAUGAGAGUUUCGGUACGCUGAAUGCACUUGUACUGGCUCUGCAGUCUGGGAUCCGAGCAAUCAUUCCCGCCGCAUCUACGACUCUGUACGCCAUUGGAGUCAAGCACCAUAUUCUUCUGGGGCAGCUCUUCUGGGUCGUUAUUGUUCCGGUGGCCAUUGGCUUCAAUUUCAUGCUUAUGCUAUUGCCAGAGAAAGCUGAAGGCAGGCCAAAGCCCUCUCAACAGGAAGAUGAAGAGACCAUUGUUCGAUAA
Molecule: messenger RNA, 1554 nt
Organism: Paraphaeosphaeria sporulosa
Lineage: Eukaryota; Fungi; Ascomycota; Dothideomycetes; Pleosporales; Didymosphaeriaceae
Product: MFS general substrate transporter
Exons: 5
Coding region: 1-1554 (517 amino acids)
Biological process (GO): transmembrane transport
Molecular function (GO): transmembrane transporter activity
Source: RefSeq, a predicted model, not a curated record